AUGAAUAUCGCACAGCCGAUCUCGUCCGGAGUAGAGAGCGUCGAGUUUACGUUCUUGUCGCCAAAAGAAAUCCGAGCAAUCUCUGUCAAGCGAAUUGAGAACGACGAAACUUUUGAUGGACUUCUCAAUCCCGUACCAGGCGGUCUCUAUGACCCUGCCCUCGGCUCCUGGGGUGAUGCGCCAUGCACAACAUGUAACCUGAACCAGGCCACAUGUCCCGGUCAUGCUGGCCACAUCCAGCUUCCCGUCCCAGUAUAUCACCCGGUCUUUAUGGAUCAAGCCUAUCGACUUCUGAAGGCUACCUGCGUUUACUGCAAAGGCUUCCGACUUCCCCAGAAGGAACUACACAAAUACGUGUGCAAGCUGAAGCUUCUUCAAUAUGGUCUAAUUCAAGAAGCCCACAUGGUGGGUGUAAUUGGAGAGAAUGACUUAGCUAUCGAACUUGGAGACUUCUCUGGAUUGGAAAGCGAAGCAGAAGAAGAGGGUGGUAGCAACUCAAUCGACAGUGUGACUCGCGCACGAGACAAGUACGUGGAUAAGUGCCUUCGAGGCAUCAAGGUCAAGCGAGGCGACACGAAGAGAGGAAAGCACGAAGGUUCGAGCGAGAUGCGUCGAGAGAUUAUCAAGGAAUUCCUCGCCGAGAUUACCAAGCGAAGACUUUGCGCUAGCUGUGGUGGUAUUUCUCCAUCGUACCGUAAGGACCGAUUUGUCAAGGUUUUCGAAAGGUCGCUAUCCGACAAGGAAAAGGCCAAGAUGGCUCAAAAGAACUUCAAGCAAGCCGACGCCAUGGCUAGGAUCCAUCGAGUCACAACGAAACAGAAGGUCGAUGGAUACUCAUCCGACGAGGGUGUCGCGGACGUAGCUUCCCCGACUCUUGAGAAAGCGCAUAUUGAUGAAGAUGGCCUCGACCAUGACACAGACAUGUUGGAUGCCGACGCUGCUGCCACGUCUUCCGCUCCGCAGCGAUACAUCAGCGCCAUGGAGGUUCGAGCGCGUCUGAAUGAGCUGUUCAUCAAAGAGCAGGAAUUAGUUUCCCUCCUGUACAAUGCGAAACCCCCAACACGAAACUCUACCAAAGUCGCUCCCGAUAUGUUCUUCUUGACGACUAUCCUAGUCCCUCCUAACCGAUAUCGUCCUGAAGCCCGAACAGGCGAGCAAGAGAUUUCGGAGGCUCAGCAAAAUUCACUUUACAAGAACAUCCUCAGAGGCUGCGGAACGAUCGCUCGGCUACACCGACAGUUGCAAGAAGAGAAGGCUGAUUUCAAUCAACUCCAUCAGGCCUCGACGGAACUACAGGAAGCGAUCAAUGCGCUCAUUGACAAGAACAAAAACCCUGUUCAGGGCGCUGCCGCAAAACGCAACGAGGACGGUAUCAAGCAGAAGCUUGAGAAGAAGGAAGGUCUCUUCCGAAAGAAUAUGAUGGGAAAGCGUGUCAACUACGCUGCUCGAAGUGUUAUUUCACCCGAUCCCAAUAUCGAGACCAACGAAAUUGGUGUGCCACCUGUCUUUGCCAAGAAGUUGACAUAUCCGGAGCCUGUAACAAGCCAUAAUUUCCGGGAUAUGCAGCAGGCGGUCAUCAACGGAGUCGAUAAAUGGCCUGGUGCCUUCGCUAUCGAGAACGAAAAUGGCCAAAUUGUCAAUCUUCGCAACAAGUCAGUCGACGAUCGUGUAUCUCUGGCUAAUCAGCUGCUGGCUCCUUCCAGCAGCAACGCUGCUCGAACUCGGAAUAAGAAGGUCUAUCGUCACCUAACUAAUGGUGAUGUCGUUUUGAUGAACCGUCAACCGACACUUCAUAAGCCAUCCAUCAUGGGCCAUCGAGUCCGAGUUCUUCCUGGCGAAAAGACGAUUCGCAUGCACUACGCCAACUGUAAUACGUACAACGCCGAUUUUGAUGGUGACGAGAUGAACAUGCAUUUCCCACAGAACGAAGUCGCUCGAGCAGAAGCCCUUCAAAUUGCCGACACCGAUCACCAGUACCUCUCUGGCACCGCUGGAAAGCCUCUACGAGGUCUCAUUCAGGAUCACAUUUCAGUAUCGGUCGCUCUCUGCAACCGUGAUACCUUCUUCACCAAGGGUGACUAUCAACAGCUAGUUUACAACGCACUGCGCCCCGAAAGUGGUCAUAUCGUUGGCGAGAGGAUUGAACUUGUUGCCCCGGCAGUAAUCCGGCCCGUUGCUCGAUGGACCGGUAAACAGGUUAUUACCACCAUCCUCAAGAACAUGCAGCCCCCCAACUGUGGCGGACUUUGCAUGAAGGCGGAGACCCAAAUCAAAGCCAGCCAGUGGGGUAACAACUCGGAAGAAGGCACUGUUCUAUUCCAAGACGGCGAAUUCAUCACCGGUAUCCUAGAUAAGUCGCAGAUCGGACCCAGCUCUGGAGGUGUCAUCCAUGCUGUUCACGAAAUAUAUGGUCCGGCUGUUGCGGGCAAGCUAUUGAGUAGUCUCGGCAGGUUGCUCACCAGGUACCUCAACAUGAGAGCUUUCUCUUGUGGUAUGGAUGAUUUGCGACUCACUCCGGAAGGAGAACGAGCUCGUCGAGAAGCACUCAUCCCUGCCGACUCGGUUGGUCUGAAAGUUGCAUCUUCAUACGUUUUACUAGAGCAAAUUCCCGGUCCCAGAGAUCCACUUCUCCUGGAGCGUCUUGAAGAGGUGCUUCGAGAUGACAGUAAACAAGAAGGUCUUGACCUUCUGAUGAAGGAAGGUCUCAGUGGUAUCACGGACAAGAUCCAAACAGCCACAAUGCCUAUUGGUCUGGAGAAGCCGUUCCCCUUCAACCAAAUGCAAGCUAUGACCACAUCUGGUGCAAAGGGAUCAAGAGUCAACGCUUCAUUGAUUUCCUGCAACCUUGGUCAGCAAGUUCUUGAAGGUCGGCGAGUGCCUAUCAUGGUCAGUGGCAAGUCACUACCAUGCUUCAAUCCAUUCGAGACUCAUGCUCGAGCUGGUGGUUAUAUUGUGCAGCGCUUCCUUACAGGCAUUCGCCCCCAGGAGUACUACUUCCAUCACAUGGCUGGUCGAGAAGGUCUAAUUGAUACUGCUGUCAAGACGUCCCGUUCUGGUUAUCUCCAGAGAUGUGUGAUCAAGGGUAUGGAGGGCCUGACUGUUGCGUACGAUACUACCGUACGAGAUGCGGAUGGCUCUAUGAUCCAGUUCCUGUAUGGCGAGGAUGGCCUCGACGUAUCCAAGCAGAAGUACUUGACUGAUUUCAGCUUUAUCUUGGAGAACGUCACCUCGGAGGCUGCACAGCUCCGAUACGACCCCAGCGUCGGGGAGCGACUAGGACUGCACCGCGACUCAAUCACCAAGUACAUGAAGAAGGCUCUCAAGCACAAUGAUAUCAAGGACCCGAAGGCUCAGGAUCCGCUUUCAGGUCUCUUCAACCCCGCCACGACCGCAUUCGCUACAUCCGAAAACUUCUAUAAGGCUAUGUCUUCUUACCUCAAGGAGAACAAGGAUGGGCUUGUCCGUGACAAAUCAGACAAGAACAAGCUCGCACUUUCUCGUAUAAGCCUUAACAAAAAGAACGCGGAGAUGCUUUUCGCAAUGAAGUACCUACGCUCCCUUGUUGAGCCUGGAGAAGCUGUCGGCAUCGUGGCGGGUCAAUCCGUUGGUGAGCCUUCUACCCAAAUGACGCUGAACACGUUCCAUUUGGCAGGACAUUCCGCCAAGAACGUCACACUGGGUAUUCCUCGACUGCGAGAAAUUCUUAUGACUGCCAGCAACCAUAUUUCCACUCCAGCUAUGUCCCUCUAUCCGAUUGAGGAGAUGUCUGCAGAAGACGUAGAUAUCUUUGCUAAGUCAAUCUCUGUUUUGCCUCUUGGCUUUAUCCUAGAUAGCAUCAGUGUUAAGGAGAAGGUUGGCCAUGGCAAGCUUCACAAUUCAGCCAAGAUUUACCAAGUCGACCUCAAAUUCUUCGACUCGGAAGAGUAUACCAAGACUUACGCCAUCAGCACCUCGGACGUCGUUGACACAGUUGAGAGCAAGCUUCUCCGCCGACUGCUGGCUCUUGUGAAGAAGGAUAUUAAGAAGCGAAUGACGUUGUCUACAAUGGCCACCCCGGAUGUUGGUGUUAAGGCUGGUGUGGUGGAAACCGCUGCUCCCAAUACUGAAACCGGCGGUAAUUUCGACGAGGACGACGAUGAUGACGAAGGCGAUGACGAUGCAACAAAUGCCAAACAAAAGGCCAACAGGAGUGAGGCAGUAUCGUACGGUCCUAACGACGACGAUGAUGAUGCUGUUCAGCAGGAGAUGGAGCGGGACGCAGCUGAUGUCGACGUAGACGACGAAGGUCUUGGCGGCAGCCUGCGACAUGCUGAGGGUGGUGAGGACGAUGAAGACGGCGAUGAUAUCAACUGGUCUGCAAAGGCACGGAGUGACCGUGUUCUCGAACAGAACGCCGAGAUCACCGAUUUCGUGUUUGAUGAGAAGAGCGGAACCGCCUGCAGCUUCACACUCGAGUUUGAAUCAACCAUUCCCAAGGUCUUGAUGCUCAACCUUGUUCAAGAUGCUGUGAAGAAGACUGUGAUCCAGGAGAUCUCUGGUGUCGGAGCUUGCACUUUUGUCGAGGAGAAGGGUACGAAGGUCAUUCACACGGCCGGUGUGAACUUGCAAGCGAUGCAGAGGUACAGCGACUUUAUCGACCCCAACCGUAUUCAGACCAACGACAUCGCUGCAGUGUUGGCAGUGUAUGGUGUUGAAGCCGCUCGUCAAAACAUUGUGCAGGAGCUUGCGGGCGUCUUUGGAUCUCACGGUAUCAAGGUGGAUAACCGUCAUCUAAACUUGAUCGGAGACCACAUGACAAGGAAUGGUGGUUUUACGCCUUUCAACCGCAUGGGACUCAAUGGUAACGUGAGCCCAUUCACCAAGAUGAGUUUCGAGACCACCUUGGCGUUCCUCAAGGACGCUGUGCUAGAUGGCGAUUGGGAUGACUUGUCUACACCCAGUGGUCGGUUGGUGAUGGGUAGACUUGGAAAAGUUGGCACAGGUGGAUUCGAUGUUCUGGCGCAGCUUCCUACAUAUCAUGUUGAUUCUUUGGCGUAA
This is a messenger RNA of Fusarium sp. VM40, 5037 nucleotides long. The record is from the annotation of a GenBank genome assembly. Lineage: Eukaryota; Fungi; Ascomycota; Sordariomycetes; Hypocreales; Nectriaceae.